UCGCUCAUGGAUCUACCAGAAGAACUGCUAUCGCAAGUCAUUAUCAAUUUUAAUGGUAUUCGAGCCUUCGAGACUCAAGCUCAGGCCUUCAAAUGCAAACCCUGCGAGCGAUCAAGGCAAUGCGAGAAUCAUCAACGACAAAAAACCUUGCAUGCGCUUUCGCUUACUUCAAGGGCGCUGAAAAGAAUCUCAGAGCCCGUCCUAUACUCCUCUUUCCCAGGGAUAACCACCUGGAAUGGGCUGCAGCGACUUCGUCAAUUCAGUGCGGCAAUCGCCAGCCGACCACACUUUGCAGGCUACCUCCAAUAUGUCGAGAAUCGGUUUAGUGACUAUAUUGGGAACAGCCUUUAUGAUGACCUAGAAUUCUAUGGCGCUGAGGAGAUGGUGAAAGAGUAUUUCUUCAAACUUGGACGACUUAUUGAGUCCUCCCCAAAUAUCAAGCACAUCUCCGUCGUUAGCAUGGAAGCUUCUGACAUCUCACUCUGGAAACCUCUACUCUGGAAAAAUAAUGGAGCUCCUCAGAUUACAGCACAUGGACUCCUUAAGCUUGAAACUUUGUGUCUUCAGCUGAACACGAACGACUAUGGCAUGGGCGAAGAAUCUAGUCGAUUUCGGCAUAUUACGAAUGCGUUGGCCUCUCUUCCAUCCUUGAAGCAGUUCUCAGCGAGUGGAGUGGUUACACCCGACGACGUUACCCCGUUAGUGGGUAAAUGUGAAAGCCUCAACACCAUCAACGUGUCAGAGUGUAUUUUGGACCUCGAGGAGAUAAUUAGUCUCGUAUCUGUCUGCGACAACUUGAAGCAUCUCACCGUUCACUGGGCAUACCUCAAUAGCCAGAGGUUUCAGUUGUCUGACCUCUACGCCGCUCUCCGGAAACACAAGGACUCCUUGGAGCAUCUUCAACUAGACACGCGUAACGUUCGUUUUCGCGACUCCGAUUUCCCUCUUAUGCCCUUGGGAAAUUUGCGAGAUUUUAAGACUCUACGUUCUUUGGUGCUGUGCGAAACGAGCCUUCUUGCGCCAUCGCGACCUCUCCUCGAGUUUCCCGACGUAUUCUUCCCAAUGCGGAUGUCGGAAGUGCUUCCACCGUCACUUGAAUCUCUAGCCAUCCUU
This is a messenger RNA of Lindgomyces ingoldianus, 1113 nucleotides long. RefSeq lists its product as uncharacterized. The transcript has a single exon. The record is from RefSeq and is a predicted model, not a curated record. The annotation marks the transcript as partial. Lineage: Eukaryota; Fungi; Ascomycota; Dothideomycetes; Pleosporales; Lindgomycetaceae.